This is a messenger RNA of Puccinia triticina, 1437 nucleotides long. RefSeq lists its product as uncharacterized. The record is from RefSeq and is a predicted model, not a curated record. The transcript is spliced from 6 exons. NCBI's taxonomy places the organism in Eukaryota, Fungi, Basidiomycota, Pucciniomycetes, Pucciniales, Pucciniaceae. The coding region runs from base 1 to 1437 and encodes 478 amino acids.
AUGGACACACCCCAGCAGCCCCCGCACGCCCAGCCAACACGAACACACCACCACCCGCCACAGCCCAUCGCCUCCCACAACACCAUCGCCCAAACAACACCCGACCUAGAAUCACUCCGCCUGGCCCUCUGUCCCCCCAGCCCAGCCGAACACAGCCCUCCCCAGCACCCCACAGGCCCAUACCUCUACGACCAGUCCCCCAGGCACCGCCGCUCGCUCCGCAAACGCUCCCUGCUCCCCCGCCAGUCCCUCCAGGGCAACGGCAGCGGGCCCAGUGCCGAUGGAUACCCCAGCUGCACCGCCGUAUCCAACGCCAUCCUCUCAUGCUUCCCCGAACCACACACCCUGCUCGUCCAGCACAACUGGAGCAAAUUCAUCUGGAACAACAACUACCCGAGCUUCAUCGGAUCCAAAUUCGUCGACAUCUAUCUAUACAACGCCAACUCGGAAAACCCCGUUGCGAACUGGACCGAGAUCCCGAACGACCGCGGGAUGAUCGGGAUCUAUGCCGACGACUCGUGGUUCCCGCCGCUGACCAGCUGGCAGGCCGGGCGCAACCUGACCUUCCCCUACUUCUUCGUCAUCACCACCGCCGGAGCCGCGCUCACCGGCGGCGAGCAGCACCAGGCCACCUUCCGCGUCGUCCAGACCGCCCCCCCGCAGGCCUUCAUCACCGCCUCGCUCGCCUCGGUCUCCAGCCAGCUCGUCGCUUCCUUGGCCAGCCACUCCUUCCUCACCCCCUCGGCCACCCCCAACUCCAACCUCCAGCCAGGAUCAAGCGGCGAUGCCUUCCCGCGCUGGGAGAUCGCACUCAUCGUCGUCCUUGGCUCCUUCGCCCUGCUCAUCUUCCUGGUAGCCGCCUACCUGGCCUUCACCAAUGCGCGCAAGCGGAGACAGGUUCGGAUCUGGCAAGCCGCGGCUCUAGGGGGCAAGUCGGGCAGCGGCGGGAGCGUGGCGAGCCACAGCCCGAUGAUCCAGAACACCGAAGGCGCGGCGUUGAUCGGCCACCCGAAGAGCCGCGGCGGCGGUGGCGCGCUCGGGGUGACGUCGGCCCGGGACCUGCAUUCGCCCAACAGCUCGCGCCCCGGCUCGCCCCUCUCGGCCCACAACGCCCCCACCAACACCUUCGCCUUCCCCCCCGCCGACCACCACCAUCCUGCGGCGGCCCCCGGCUCAGAGGCCGUGCCCACUCCCGACGGCCCGAUCACCUCGGUGGAUGCGACGAUCAUGGCCGACGCCUUCCGCAAGGCCCUCCGCAACGUCCGCGAGUCGAUGCAUGCCCAGGUGCUCGACGAGGACCAGAUGGGCCUCGAUGGCCCCGAGGACGACGAGCUCGACGGCGACGAGGCCAAGGAAAUCAUGGACCGCGAGCUCGCUAGCGAGGGCCGCAGCAUGACCUCGGUCGAUAACCGCAAGCGGCCCCAGGUCCACGGCUGA